GUGGAUUUGACAUUAUUGUGGACAUGCGACCCGAUCCAACGCACUGGUAAAGCUCGCCAAACCUUGUCUCUGCACAGUGAACGAGCGGAACAUGAACGGCGAUACUAGUGCCCGGCAGACGCCACCAACGGCGCCAGUGGUCGAGGUUGAUAGAGAACGGAAUGCUGCAACGGGAGACGCCGGGCCGGGGACGGGAAUCAAGGACCUUUUGCCGCUUCCAGCAAUCCAUCCUGCAGAAGAGUCGGCCGGCACGACCAAAGAGAGCGUCGCUAAUGCCCCUACUCUUUCGCAUGCGCUUGCUACCGACGAUCAUGAGUUGAAGGGCGUCGCGCAGCAGGACCACGCCGACGAGGUGCGCGACCUGGGGUGGAACGAGACCAAGCAAAACAUUGCCGCGCCUUUGGUCGGCGGCCUGAAUAAUGAAGAACUCUGGCUGCUUGUUCGGCGAUUUAACAAGCAAAUAUACCACCUCAAAGCCGUCACCAAUGCGCCCCCCGGCGGCCUGGAUCUCGUGGAGGUCGAGUUCAGCCCAGAUAAGAUGAGGUCUAUAGUGGAGCGCCUCUACAUGACGGUUGGAGUUGACCUGUUGGCUGGUUACAAACACAUCGCCCGUUUGCGGUCGUGGCGCGAGACCCGGCGCACUUCUUACUUCGCCGCCACAUACUUUGUCGCAUGGCUUUUUGACUUUCUCGUGCCGCUCUUCACGGCUGUGCUGAUUGCCCUUGUCGCAUACCAGCCGUCUCGACACAUCCUAUUCCCCCCGGCCCCCCUCGCGCUCGUCGACACCAGCACGGGCGGAGUGCAAAAGCCUAAGGCUGGUGUGCUUGGUAGCCACGAUAGCGUUACUGGCGCCCCUGAGAACCACAAGGGAGAGGCUGUCGAGCAAGAGGCUAGCAAUUUCUUCAACGGCGUUGCGACAGUUGCUCUGAAUGGUGCCGCCGGGAAAUAUCCCGCGGGCGACCCCAAGGCCGCCGAGAACGAGCAGGGAGGGACUGAUUCGACACCUGAUCCGACCGGUCUCGCUAGAAGCGCGGCCGGCGCAAAAGACAAGUCUACUGGAUCCAAGACGGGCAACAAACAUGACAAUACCAAGGUUCCGAUGGAAAAGGCCAUGUGGGACAAGAUGGAAACCAUCAUGCACUCCCUGAACGAUGUCGCCGACACGUGGGAACGGUUUGCCAAUGCGCUAUCUCCAACUCGCCCGUUUCCCCGCGAGACAUCGCGACUCCGUCUUGCGACGCUCGUCAUCCCCCUAUUCGGCAUAUCGCUCUUUGUCACGUCGUACAUUUUCAUAAAAGGCGUUAUGUUCGGCGUAGGGCUCGGCUUCUUUGGCGAUCCUGUUAUUUCGCGAGGUCUUGACUGGCUUAACAGAACAAUCCCAGACUGGCAAAAGAUCCUUGAGCUCCGGAACACCAUACUCAAGGGUGUUCCAACCAAUGCCCAGCUCGCUCUCACGCUCCUCCGCCUCGGCGAGGCCAACAAAGCCCCCAUCCCCCCGCCACCUCGUAUUGAUGAGGCGCCGCCGAGGGAGCCUGCUAAACUGACCGACGAACAACUACGCUCGGCAGCUGCAGAGCCGCCACUAGGCGCCAAUAGUGCUGAAAUCAACGAAGCCAUCCAGAACGACCCUGCGAAGGCGCGUGAGACAGGAUCAAGCACUGACGUUGGCGAAGAUGCCAAGCACGGAAGUAAGGGCAACCGAAUCCUCAGCUUCUUCCGGGGCACGACCAAAUGGUUUGUCAAGACGGCCAUCGGCACCGACAAAGUACGCGCCAAGAUUGGCAGCCACCACGCCAGGGACCGCCUGGGCGCAGUGCCACCGGUCAACAACGUGGCUAUCAGCGGGCCGGUAGACUUCAAUGCCAGAUACAACGGCAAGAAGGGCCACGUCUAUCUCACGACGUCGUCGACCAUUCCCGCCAUAGGCUUCAGUACCAAGGAGACGCGCGAGCAGAUUGGCAAUGCCCUCCGCGAAGACCUGCACCCUAUCUGGAGUGUAGCCAUUGCAGAUAUCGUUGAGCUGAAGAAAGUGGGCGGUUAUGGGUGGAAAGCGAGGCUAGUGGUCGGCUGGUCGCUCGAGAGGGAAGUCGCCGACGGCCUGGAGAUCAAGACGGCAACCGGCGAGGUCCACAAGGUCACGGCCCUGCCUCUGCGUGACGAGCUAUUCAACCGGCUGAUUGCCAUUGGGGGCCAGAAGUGGGAGGCUUGGUGAUGUCACCCGAUGUUUAUGGGGACUGAUUUGCGGAUGAAUAGGAAGCCUGAAAUUAUCUUGUUGGGGCCUAGGUAUACUAUCAUACAUGGUAGCCAGGAGUACUGUAUUGUAAUCUCUUACCACCCGAUUUUGCGGAGUUUUCGGCGUUGCUUUUGGUACGGG
Lasiosphaeria miniovina is the source of this 2374-nucleotide messenger RNA. RefSeq lists its product as uncharacterized. Lineage: Eukaryota; Fungi; Ascomycota; Sordariomycetes; Sordariales; Lasiosphaeriaceae. The record is from RefSeq and is a predicted model, not a curated record. The transcript is spliced from 4 exons. Bases 92 to 2212 code for a protein of 706 amino acids.